Molecule: messenger RNA, 828 nt
Organism: Dimorphilus gyrociliatus
Lineage: Eukaryota; Metazoa; Annelida; Polychaeta; Dinophilidae
Source: the annotation of a GenBank genome assembly
UAAACUUACAGAAAUAUACUCCUUAAGUAUAACAAUUUUAUCUUCCGGGAAAAAAUAGUUUGCAAGAUGGCUGCGCCUGCUCACGGAGGAAAAGAGGAAAGACAGCUUCAAACUUCAAUUGAUAUUCUUGUUCAGAGAGUCGCCGAACUAAGAAAUAAGAUAGAAGGUCUAAUUUUACGAUUAGAAAGAGAACCACCAGAAAGCUUGAAUUGGCCGUCAUUCUUGGACAAUUUUGCAAUCAUCUCUAGUCAAAUUAACACCUUAACAAGAUUUAUCAAGAAUGAAAAGACUAUUCAAUUGAAAAGUUACGAACUAUUGCCUCUUUCGUUGAACCCAAAUAUUGAUGAGAAUUUAAGAAAAUUAACAAACGGACGUGUGCAUACAUUCAAUCACGAAUUAGUUCCAGAUUACCUGCGUACAAAGCCAGAGCCUGAAGUGGAGGAGAGAGGAAAUACUUUAACAGCCAAAGCAAUAACUAUUAAUACAGACGUUGUCAAUAAACAGAUGGCGUCCUUAAACAAUGCUGUCCAUAAAAUAGCUGAAUUGAUUGAACACGAAAGAGAAAGAUUCGAAGCAGACAUAAACCAGAGAACACAAACAGCUCAGUCCUACCGACAAAAAGAUACUGAAGAAUUAGUUGCAAGUAUAAUGUACGGUAAAGGAAUAUCCGCAAAUCGUGCUGUCUCACAAGUUACACAACCCCCCCAAGUAUCUCAGCCGCAAACUAUGCAAAAUCAAAUACCAAAUCCUUCAAAUGCACACAUGUACCAACAAAAGGCUAUCAAAACGAAUAUUAGAGGAAGUAAUCCUUACAAUCGCCCUCAAUAA